CAUCAGCUUUGGUUAAAAAACAUCUGUUUUUCAGGCUGACGGAGAGCAGUCUGUGCGUCGGACGUUUAGCAGACAGCAAUGUCAGGGCAGCGUGUGUGCGUCUUGGACUUUGAGGAGGAGGCCAGAAAAAUUCUCCCUAAAGCCGUGUACGACUACUACCGCUCAGGAGCUGAUGGGCAAAACACACUGGCUGACAAUGUGGCUGCCUUUAACAGGUGGUAUCUUAUUCCUCGAGUGUUGAGAGAUGUGUCCACAGUGGAUCUGUCUGUUUCUGUAAUGGGUCAGAAACUCAGCAUGCCUCUCUGUGUUGGAGCCACGGCUAUGCAGAGGAUGGCGCAUCCUGCAGGAGAGACUGCUACAGCAAGAGCAUGCAAAGCGGUGGGAACAGCCAUGAUGCUGAGCUCCUGGGCCACCUCCACCAUCGAGGAAGUGAUGUCAGCGAUGACAACCUCCCCGGGCAGUGAGGGUGUCCUCUGGAUGCAGCUUUACAUCUACAAGGACAGAGAGCUCACGCUCUCGUUGGUGCACCGGGCGGAGAAGGCAGGCUAUAAGGCUAUCUUUGUUACCGUGGAUACGCCAUACCUGGGGAAGAGGUUGGAUGAUGUGCGCAACCGCUUUAAAAUGCCCCCACACUUGAGCAUGUCAAACUUCUCCACAGCCUCCCUGGCCUUCUCUGAGGAUGACUAUGGUAACGACAGCGGUUUGGCUGUGUACGUUGCAAACGCUAUCGAGCCUGCUCUCAGCUGGGACGACAUCACCUGGCUGAAGAAGCAAACAUGCCUACCUGUGAUCGUGAAAGGCGUGCUAAAUGGUGAAGAUGCCGUCCAGGCUGUGAACUACGGUAUCAACGGCAUCCUGGUGUCCAAUCAUGGAGCUCGACAGCUGGACGGGGUUCCUGCUACGCUGGAUGUGCUGGAGGAGGUAGUGAAGGCGGUGCAGGGUCGCUGUGAUGUCUACAUGGAUGGAGGAGUGAGACGAGGGACCGACGUCCUGAAGGCCCUUGCUCUUGGAGCAAAGGCGGUCUUCGUUGGCCGACCUGUGCUGUGGGGCCUCGCCUGUCAGGGAGAAGAAGGAGUUAUUGAGCUUCUGGAACUUCUAAAAGAUGAGCUGCGACUGGCUGUGGCCCUGUCAGGUUGUCGUUCUGUAUCUGAGGUGAGCAGGUCCUUGGUCAGAAGAGCGGACUUCGCCUCUAGGAUGUGAGAGAAAAAUCACACACAGGGUUUUUAAAUACUUUCUCCCUUUUGUGCUGAGAAGUUUACUAAAUGCUACAUCUGGUGUUUUUUUUAAAUAUACAUAAACAAAUCCAGUGUCAGACUGCGGCGUCACACCCAUUAAAAGGAAGGUCUUUACUGUUGAUGUACCUGUGAGACUGCUUUUGUUGUUCAUUAGCCUGCAACAUCCAACAUCCUGUUGGUAAAAACUGUAGAUGUCUUAUAAACACUUGUAGAAUAAAUCAGAGCACAGAAAGAAAUAUUCCUGCUUGACUCUUCUGUCCCCAUCACACCAACACAUCAGCUCUGACUGCAGAUGCUAAAAUCCACUGGUGACAACCUGCUGCUCCAUUUUUCUUACCAGGAUAUAGUUAAGUUAUUAGUAAAAGAAAAGGCUUGACUAAUAAUCACAAAAACAAAUUAAUACAUUAGCACAGUUAAGUUUUUAGGGUCAUUUUUGAUAAUAAACUGGAACUCUUGCAUACAUUAGGACUAAAUCUAUUGCACUACUGUACAAAGUAAAGGACUUACUGUGUCAAAAUAUCACUUCCAUUUUAUACAACUAUAAAAUAUAUAGAACAAUACGUUAUAUUUUCCAUAUAUAUACGGGGAUUUGGGAAAACAGUUAUACAAAAACAAAUCCUGCCUUUUUAUUGCAAAAGAAAGCCAUACUAUAGUUUGCUUAAGGAAAAAAGUAAACCAACAAAUCCAUUAUUUAUCCAGUCACUCACCCUGAAAAUUAGAGAUUUCGUAGAUUACAACACAAUUCAAAGUAUGUAUGAU
Messenger RNA from Melanotaenia boesemani (Boeseman's rainbowfish), 1994 nucleotides. It is a transcript of the gene hao1, whose product is annotated as hydroxyacid oxidase (glycolate oxidase) 1. The transcript has 8 exons. Gene Ontology annotation, molecular function: FMN binding; oxidoreductase activity. The coding region runs from base 79 to 1200 and encodes 373 amino acids. The record is from RefSeq and is a predicted model, not a curated record. Lineage: Eukaryota; Metazoa; Chordata; Actinopteri; Atheriniformes; Melanotaeniidae.